Messenger RNA from Penicillium arizonense, 1302 nucleotides. RefSeq names its product phosphatidate phosphatase App1 family protein. The record is from RefSeq and is a predicted model, not a curated record. The transcript has a single exon. Gene Ontology annotation, cellular component: actin cortical patch. Bases 1 to 1302 code for a protein of 433 amino acids. Gene Ontology annotation, molecular function: phosphatidate phosphatase activity. Lineage: Eukaryota; Fungi; Ascomycota; Eurotiomycetes; Eurotiales; Aspergillaceae.
AUGGCGCAUGACCAAGAAGAGCAUUCGGUCGCCGACACUCAUCACCGUCACCAUAACCACAACCACGAACAUGAACAUGAACAUGAACAUGAACAUAACCGUGGCUCCCCACGGUCCUCCCCAGACCGCCCACCCCCAGAACGCCGCAGCUCAACAAUAAUAAGCUACAUCACCUCCUUCCUCGGCACAAAGAAUCCACUCAGCCGACCAGCAGACCCACACAAGAACACAGUGUGGCUACUAGACAACACAGCCUACCAACGCACCACAUACAACAAACACAACGAAAUCGUAUCCAAAACCUGGCACGCAGAGGUUGUAGCCUGCAUCUUCGAAAAAGGCGGCCGAAAAGACGUCGGCAAAGUCGUCGCCGCAAUAGCAGACUACAUCGGCCUAGAUGGCGAACUAGGCAGCACACACGAGCACGAAAUACGCCGACGAAUCGAACACCGCGUGCAGCCAUUCUUGGAUCAGGUUUCGCCGUCGCGGACUAUCACGCUGCAUGUGCCUAUCAGCCGACGCGGGCAAUGGCAUGAACUGGGCCCGUCGGAUCGGAAUGGGAUUGUUAGUCAGAGUGUUCAGCUUGGGGAUGGGGACGUGGGUCAUAUUCAUGAUGGGACGGUUGUCAGGCCGCGGUUGUAUGAUUUCGGGGGCAGGAGUGUGUCGAUGAAUACCACGUUUGCGAGGCCGCAUGGGUGGUUGGUUAUCUCUGAUAUUGACGAUACGAUUAAGCGGACGAUGACGCUUGAGCCGACGGGGAUUAUUCGGUCGACGUUUGUUGAGGAGCCGGAGGUUAUUAGUGGCAUGCCUGAGUUUUAUCGGUGGGUUGAUGGGGAGUUAGGGGCACCGGCUUGGUUUUAUUUGUCUGCGUCGCCUUAUAAUCUUUAUCCCUUUUUGCAUAAGUUCUUGCGUGAGCACUAUUGUGCUGGGACGCUGGUGUUGAGGGAUUAUUCUUGGAUGGAUAUUACUGGGUUGAUUCGGUCUUUUACCGAGAAGACGCAGGAAUAUAAGGUUGAUCGGAUGGAGAAGAUUCAGGGCUGGUUCCCGCGGAGGAGAGUGCUUUGUAUUGGGGAUUCGACGCAGAAGGAUCCUGAGGCUUAUGCUGAGAUGUAUGAGCGGUACCCUGGGUGGGUUCAGGCUAUUGCUAUUCGUAAGGUUACUGAUGUGGCCCAUAUGGAGGAGAAGAAUGAGCCGGAGAGGUUUGAGAAGGCUUUUGAGAAUGUGCCGGAUCAUGUCUGGACGGUCUUUGAGGAUCCUGAGGAGUUGUAUGAGUUUGUUGAUGGGCUUGGUCUGGAGGAUUAG